AUGAUCCUGAGCCAGUUCGUAAAAAGGUCCAGGUUAAAUCUCCCAGCCCCACAGAUUCCUGACCAUGAGUUGGAGGCAAUUGCUAAGAUGGGAAGUGCUACUGAUCUUCUUGGAAGUGAAGAACUUACAGGAGGAAAUGCUGCAACACGUGCUUUUCUUGCAAAUUAUGCCCAGACUCCAAGAUAUGGAAUGACUCCUGGGAGAACCCCUCAAAGGACUCCUACAGGAAAGCAGGAUGCUAUCAUGAUGGAAGCAGAGAACCAUCGGAGGCUGACUUUGUCUCAGACUCCAUUGCUUGGUGGGGAUAAUCCGGUGCUGCACCCUUCAGACUUUUCUGGGGUGACUCCAAAGAAAAAGGAUAUUGCAACACCAAAUCCUCUAAUGACUCCAUCUGCUACUCCUGGAGGCCCUGGUCUCACUCCUAGAAUCGGGAUGACACCCACACGUGAUGUAUAUGCUGUUGGUUUGACUCCAAAAGGAACUUCAAUGAGGGAUGAGCUGCGCAUAAAUGAAGAUAUUGAUAUGCAUGACAUUUCCAAAGUGAGGCAGUCUGAUUCUAAAAAGGAACUCAUUUUUGGUCUGAAAAAUCUCCCACAACCCAAGAAUGACUACCAAAUAGUUAUUCAACCAUUGGCUGAAGAAGAUGAAGAACUUGAAGAGAAGAUCGAGGAAGACAUGUCGGACAGAAUUGCUCGAGAGAAGGCUGAGGAAGAAGCAAGGCAACAAGCAUUACUCAAGAAAAGGUCAAAAGUACUGCAGAGGGAGCUGCCAAGACCUCCUGUUGUUUCAUUGGAUCUCAUUAGAAACACUUUGAUGAGAGCUGAUGAAGACAAGAGUUCCGUUGUUCCAUUAACCUUAGUUGAGCAGGCUGAUGAAUUAGUAAGAAAGGAGCUUUUAUCUUUGCUUGAGCAUGAUAAUAUAAAAUAUCCCCUGGAUGAGAAAGCAACCAAGGAGAAGAAGAAAGGUGGAAAACGUGCUGCAAAAGGGAAUUCUGUAGAUGUGCCUACAAUUGACGAGUUCGAAGAAGAUGAGCUGAAAGAGCUAGAAUGCUUCCAAGCUUUGAGUAAGCAAGAAACUCUAGCAGCAACAUACAGGAUCAGCAACCUCAGGGAAGAGGAUCAGAAGCAGAAGGAUCUCGAGCGCACUUUACAGAAACGUUACAGCGAUCGGAAGGCUGAACUAGAGAGAGUUCAGCAUUUGGUAAAUGCAUAUAGACUGCAAGCAGAAAGGGAUCUUGAAAAAGCUGCAAAAGACAACGACACUGCCAUGGAUGCCAUUGACACAACUCAAGAUCAAUCUGUUGCACCUGAUCUUGAAGCUCACAAGGACAUAGUAAUGCAAGAGCCCGAUGCAGCUGAAGAAGCUGUCACCAAGGACAUAGUCGAGGUGGAAUCGAGAUCCAAGGAUGAAAUGAUGUUGCGGAAGAGAAUGCAGCAUCAACCUGUGGUGAGUUGCAAGUAG
Salvia splendens (bonfire salvia) is the source of this 1461-nucleotide messenger RNA. RefSeq names its product cell division cycle 5-like protein. The coding region runs from base 1 to 1461 and encodes 486 amino acids. Gene Ontology annotation, cellular component: Prp19 complex; spliceosomal complex. The record is from RefSeq and is a predicted model, not a curated record. The transcript has 2 exons. Gene Ontology annotation, biological process: mRNA splicing, via spliceosome. NCBI's taxonomy places the organism in Eukaryota, Viridiplantae, Streptophyta, Magnoliopsida, Lamiales, Lamiaceae.